Molecule: messenger RNA, 1628 nt
Organism: Pseudoliparis swirei
Lineage: Eukaryota; Metazoa; Chordata; Actinopteri; Perciformes; Liparidae
Gene: gopc
Product: golgi-associated PDZ and coiled-coil motif containing
Exons: 9
Coding region: 236-1546 (436 amino acids)
Biological process (GO): negative regulation of protein localization to cell surface
Cellular component (GO): trans-Golgi network transport vesicle; membrane; Golgi apparatus
Molecular function (GO): transmembrane transporter binding
Source: RefSeq, a predicted model, not a curated record
UAAUCGACUCGCAGAUACAAUCGCUGGUAUGUUGUGGGACUUCCUGGUCAAACACAAGCAUCAGGACACCGACGUGUCGCUCUGCGCGGACCCAACACGCAGUCCGGUCAUCGGGUCCGACAUCAUCUGGACUGUGAGGCGGUGAGGAGAGAGGGUUCAUUCACGGUGACGUGACUCCCCAUCAACGUCAUCUAGCUAGCAAGCUAGCGUUAGCGUCAGGGGUCUUAUCGUCGCCAUGUCCGCCUCGGGUGGAUGCUCCCCGGCGGCGCAGAGGCCGGGCCUGGGCCCGGGGAUGUCUAUGUUCCGCUGGCUGGAAGUACUCGAGAAAGAGUUCGACAAGGCCUUCGUGGACGUGGACCUGCUGCUCGGGGAAAUCGACCCGGAUCAAGUCGACAUCACGUACGAGGGCCGGCAGAAGAUGACCAGCCUGAGCUCCUGCUUCGCGCAGCUCUGCCACAAAACCCAGACGGUGUUCCAGCUGAACCACAAACUAGACGCUCAGCUGGUGGACCUGCGCUCCGAGCUGACCGGGGCGACGGCUGAGAGGAAGGUGUUAGAACGGGAGGUCCACGACCAGCUCCUGCAGCUCCACGCUCUCCAGCUGCAGCUGCAUGGCAAGCAAGGCCUGGCGGAGGACUCCAACGCCAUCAAAGACAGACUGCCUGAAGCCCCGACUCUGGACGCCAUGGAACACGAACUGGAGGUCGGCAAGAAGGAGAAGUUGUCCGAAGCCCGACUGGAGGCGGAGGUGAAGCUCUUCCGGAAGGAGAACGAGGCUCUGCGCAGACACAUGGCGGUGCUGCAGGCCGAGGUGUACGGCGCCCGGCUGGCCGCCAAGUACCUGGACAAGGAGCUGGCCGGCAGGGUUCAGCAGAUCCAGCUGCUGGGCCGCGACAUGAAAGGCCCCGCCCACGACAAGCUGUGGAACCAGCUGGAGGCCGAGAUUCACCUCCACCGCCACAAGACGGUCAUCCGGGCCUGUAGGGGGCGCAACGACCCCAAGAAGCCUCUCCUGUCCCCAGCGGGCCAUCGCCCCGACAUGCUGAAGAAGAGCCAGGGCGUGGGCCCCAUCAGGAAGGUGGUGCUGCUGAAGGAGGACCACGAGGGGCUGGGCAUCUCCAUCACAGGCGGGAAGGAGCACGGCGUCCCCAUCCUGAUCUCAGAGAUCCACCCGGGGCAGCCUGCAGACCGCUGUGCAGGGCUGCACGUCGGGGACGCCGUGCUCGCCGUCAACAGCAUCAACCUGAGAGACGCCAAGCACAAGGAGGCCGUCACCAUCCUGUCCCAGCAGCGGGGGCAGAUAGAGUUCGAGGUUGUGUACGUGGCUCCGGAGGUGGACAGCGAUGACGAGAACGUGGAGUAUGAAGACGACUGUGGCCACCGGUACCGCCUGUACCUGGACGAGCUGGACGGCGGCGGCGGCUCGGCGUCACUGCAGGCUCUGGAGAAGAUGUCCUUAAGCAAUGGAGCAGAGAGCCGGGACCCCGGGGUCUCCAGCGAGACCCCCGCCGAGGAGAAGACCCCCGAGACGGACUCCUCCUCCUAGAGGCGGGGCCUCGCUGGUUUGCAUUUGGAGAUUUAACGAGCGGAUUGGUGGAGACAUCCGUCUCAAAGGACUGAUGAGAGAA